Molecule: messenger RNA, 1850 nt
Organism: Mesocricetus auratus (golden hamster)
Lineage: Eukaryota; Metazoa; Chordata; Mammalia; Rodentia; Cricetidae
Gene: Znhit6
Product: zinc finger HIT-type containing 6
Exons: 10
Coding region: 1-1683 (560 amino acids)
Biological process (GO): box C/D snoRNP assembly; maturation of LSU-rRNA from tricistronic rRNA transcript (SSU-rRNA, 5.8S rRNA, LSU-rRNA); snoRNA localization
Cellular component (GO): pre-snoRNP complex; nucleus
Source: RefSeq, a predicted model, not a curated record
AUGUGGCGGGUCUCUGCAACACCAGCCGCAUCAAAGGGUGGCAGGCCUGGGGAGGUUGAGAGCCACCGGUUUAGGCAGUCUCCCAUUAGUAGAUUUAACCCCGGUAAGUGCGUGUUACAGCGGGUCAUCAUCUUUCCCAGGCUGUCAUUUGGAAGCCCGGGGCGUGGCCUCUCAGGCAGAGCCGUAAAAGAGGCCCCGGCGAGUCGUGAAGAGUCGCGACACGGAAGAGUCGCUUUACGGCUCGGCCCCGCCUCCUCCGCCGCGGGCGUGCCGGGCUCGCGGCUUCGGGUCUGCUGCACACGUGUGGCGCUGUCGGUGACCCCGGCCGGCGUGCUAGCGCCGCGGGGGACGGGCGGACGGACGGGCGGACCGGGCGGCAGCGUCGGCCCCGGGGCUCGCGAGCCGAUGGAGGAGGAGGGGACCCCGGGAGGAGGCCCCCAGAGGGCUGCUGGGGAGGGAGCCUGGGACCUAGGCGGGAGCCGGGCGGCGGGCGAUGCCGGGGAGAGGGGCGCGCGGGCGGGGACCGAGGGCGCGGAGGAGAUGAAGGUGGACUUGGCUGCCGUGAAGCAGGAGGUGGAGGACUGGUCGGAUGCGGGCUUGUCGGGCUGCCGCUGGGCGAAGCCGGAGCCGGCGGCCGGGCCUGGGGUGAAGGAGGAGAAGGUGGGCGCGCCGGAGGUGAAGCCGGAGGCGGCCGAGGGGGAGCCCGCAGUCAAGGAGGAGAAGGUGCAGGUGAAGGAGGAGGUCGCCGACUGGGGAGAGGUGAAGGGGGACCCGGACGUGAAGCGGGAGCCGCUGCUGGGUCAGGAUGUCAAGGAGGAGCGGCCGCCGCCGGUGGUCAAAGAGGAGGCGUCCCUCAAGAGAGAAGCGGCGGACGGCACGCAGGUGAAGGAGGAGCCUCUCAGGGGCCCCCGAGUGGGCUGCAAGAGGAAACUGGCCAUGUCCAGGUGUGGAACUUGUGGGGCGGAAGAGGCAAAGUACAGAUGUCCGCGCUGCAUGAGAUGCUCCUGCAGUUUGCCCUGUGUAAAGAAACACAAAGCAGAGCUGACUUGUAAUGGAGUCCGAGAUAAAACCGCUUACAUCUCACUGCAAGAGUUCACGGAGAUGAAUCUCCUAAGCGACUAUCGGUUUUUGGAAGAUGUGGCGAGAACCGCAGACCAGGUUUCAAGAGAUACGUUUUUGAAAAGACCAAAGCGCAAAAAAUAUAUGUUCUUUAUGAAAAAUCGUGCCCGAAAGCAAGGUGUUUUCUUGAAGCUUCUACCCAACGGAUUCAGCAAGAGGAAAGAGAAUUCAACAGUUUUUGACCAUAAGAAGCAACAGUUCUGCUGGCACCUAAAGCUCCAGUUUCCACAGAGCCAAGCCGAGUAUACAGAAAAAAGAGUACCAGAUGAUAAAACUAUUAAUGAAAUUCUAAAACCUUACAUCGAUCCUGAAAAGUCUGAUCCUGUAAUUCGUCAAAGAUUGAAAGCCUAUGUACACUCACAGACCGGGGUCCAAAUUUUAAUGAGGGUUGAAAAUAUUCAGCAAAACUUAAUACGGUAUUAUGAACUGGAUCCUAACAAAAGUCUUUUAGACAAUUUGAAGAACAAAGUGAUCAUUGAAUACCCAACUUUGCAUGUGGUAUUGAAAGGAUCUAGUAAUGACAUGCAACUUCUUCACCAAGUGAAAAGUGAAUCUACCCAGUAGCUUGGCAAUGGAAAUUGAGCACUUGUGGAAGAAGGUGAAAGUUCCCAGAUGGUUGAGAAGAUUGCGUGUGGAUGGACAGUUGGGUGACUGGGGUCCUCUCAGAGGGUGGUUGGAAUGUGCUGUUUGUCUAAAAGGAAAUUAAACAAUAUAACUUGCUUUUGAAAAAA